AUUUACACGAAUCAGGUGGGUUAUAUAGAUAAAUAUACCCAAGCUCACUACAGAAGUUAAUCUACAAAGGAUUUGAGUUAACGGGACAAGAACUGAGAGCCUCAAGAUUAAAUAAGGCAUGAACUGUUGUGCACAUCUCGUGAUAUUUUUCUGGUGCAGUGCACUGGCACUACCACAUGGUCAAGAAAGUCUUUCUUUCUCGUCAGAAACGCAUGGUUGCCCAGAGCCUGGUGAAAUAGAACCUUGUUCUUGUUCUCUUUUCUCAGAAGGAUUGUCAAUCUACUGUCCCUAUAUUUCAUCCUUGCAGAAUAUAUCAAAUUUGGUGGAAGUGUUAAAAGAUUAUGGCCCAAUAUACGAAAUUGAGUUAGGAAAUUCUGAAUUAGAAAGAAUUCCAAAACUACUGUUCAAAGAUAUAACUUUCAGAGUCUUAUCACUUCAUAGUUUGAACCUAGAUCCUAUACCUGAAGAAGAUGCUCCAUUCUUAGAAGGUAACUCUGAGUCAAUAGAGGAAGUUUACAUAAUGGAAAGUCUAAAACGAGGAUCGGGAAAUUUAUUCUUCAAUCACUUUACAAAUUUGAUGAUACUGGAAAUGAUCUGGAAUUCUUUCGACGUUGUUGACGACUGGUUUUUGAAUGGCCCAAAGUCCCUCAUAGAGCUUUUCUUAAAUGAAAAUGGAAUAGAAACUUUAGGUGAAACAGCCUUUGCUCAUCUAACCAAUCUCACUUAUUUGAGUAUUUCAGAAAAUAGAAUUUCCAGCGUUUAUCGAUCCAUGUUUCCAAAUAAUCUACAAAUUUUGGAUAUCAGUUAUAAUAAGAUUAACGAGUUACCACGAGAUUUCUUCACUAAUAUGCACAACUUAGAAGAUAUAUAUUUGGAAAGUAACAACAUAACCGUGUUAGACGAGGCUACCUGGAAACCUGUAUGGAAUCAGCUGGAUUCAGUAUGGCUAAACGAUAAUCCCAUUGUUUGUGAUAAUCGACUACGGUGGAUACUCGACUAUAGUUUUCCAACAAGUUUUUGGGGCUACUGUUCAGAACCUCCUCAUUUGAGAGGAAAGCACCUGACGUUUCUGACAUCAGAUGACCUGGAAUAACACAAGCCUUUGUUUUGGAAAUCUCCUAUAUGAUAUAAAUGGAAUAAAGUAUUUCAGUUUACGAUAACAUUGUAAUUUACACAAUUGAUUUAAUACAAGUGUGUCUCAAUAAAUGAAUUGAUCUGACCUU
This is a messenger RNA of Limulus polyphemus (Atlantic horseshoe crab), 1223 nucleotides long. RefSeq names its product carboxypeptidase N subunit 2-like. Gene Ontology annotation, cellular component: extracellular matrix. Bases 119 to 1093 code for a protein of 324 amino acids. Gene Ontology annotation, molecular function: protein binding. The record is from RefSeq and is a predicted model, not a curated record. Lineage: Eukaryota; Metazoa; Arthropoda; Merostomata; Xiphosura; Limulidae. The transcript is spliced from 4 exons.